AGUGGCCGUUUGGUGUUGAAUGUUCCCUACCAAGAGUGCAUGGCUGCGGAACCGAGGCGCAGACCCGGGCCCCGAGGGGUCGCCCUCUGGGAAGCGGUGAUGCUGUUGUUGUACCUGGAAGUGCCUGCGGGGUACCCCUACAACCUGGACCCCGAGAGCGCGCUGCUGUACCAGGGCCCCUCCGGCACUCUGUUUGGCUACUCGGUGGUGCUGCACAGCCACGGGGAAAAGCGCUGGCUCAUCGCGGGGGCGCCCACUGCCAGCUGGCUCUCCAAUGCCUCAGUGGUCAAUCCUGGGGCGAUUUACAGAUGCAGGAUCGGAGAGAAUCCAGGCCAGACCUGCGAACAGCUCCAGCUGGGUAGCCCCAUUGGAGAGCCCUGUGGAAGGACAUGCUUGGAAGAGAGAGAUAAUCAGUGGUUGGGGGUAACACUUUCCAGACAGCCAGGUGAAAAUGGAUCUAUUGUGACUUGUGGGCAUAGGUGGAAAAAUGUAUUUUACAUGAAGAAUGAUAAUAAGCUCCCCAUUGGUAUUUGCUACGGGAUGCCUCCCGAUUUGCGAACAGAACUGAGUAAAAGGAUGGCCCCAUGUUAUCAAGAUUUUGUGAGAAAAUUUGGAGAAAAAUUUGCAUCAUGUCAAGCUGGAAUAUCUAGUUUUUACACACAGGAUUUAAUUGUGAUGGGGGCUCCAGGAUCAUCUUACUGGACUGGUUCUGUCUUUGUCUACAAUAUAACUACGAACAUAUACAAGGCGUUUGUAGACAGAAAAAAUCAAGUAAAAUUUGGAAGUUACUUAGGCUACUCAGUUGGGGCUGGUCAUUUUCGAAGUCUACAUACUACUGAAAUCGUGGGAGGAGCCCCUCAACAUGAACAGAUAGGAAAAGCAUAUAUAUUCAGCAUCGAUGAAAGGGAACUGACCAUCGUACAUGAAAUGAAAGGUAAAAAGCUUGGCUCGUACUUUGGAGCUUCUAUCUGUGCGGUGGACCUCAAUGCAGAUGGCUUCUCCGAUCUCCUUGUGGGGGCUCCCAUGCAGAGCACCAUCAGAGAGGAAGGGAGAGUAUUCGUGUACAUCAACUCUGGCCUGGGAGCUGUAAUGGAUGAAAUGGAAUCAGCGCUCAUCGGAGGUGACAAAUAUGCCGCAAGAUUUGGGGAGUCCAUAGCAAGUCUUGGUGACAUUGAUAAUGAUGGCUUUGAAGAUGUUGCUAUUGGUGCACCACAGGAAGAUGAUUUGCGAGGUGCUAUCUACAUUUACAAUGGCCGAGCAGAUGGGAUCUCAUCCACCUACUCACAGCGAAUUGAAGGACUUCAAAUCAGUGAAUCACUAAGGAUGUUUGGACAAUCUAUCUCAGGAAAAAUUGAUGCAGAUAACAAUGGAUAUGUUGAUGUAGCAGUUGGUGCUUUUCGGUCUGAUUCUGCAGUGUUGCUAAGGACAAGGCCUGUAGUGAUUGUUGAAGCAUCUUUAAGCCAUCCCGAGUCAGUAAAUAGAACGAAGUUGGACUGCACUGAGAAUGGACUUCCCUCUGUGUGCAUGGAUCUAACACUCUGCUUCUCAUAUAAGGGCAAAGAGGUCCCAGGCUACAUCACUUUGUUUUACAACGUGAGCUUGGAUGUGCACAGAAAGGCAGAGUCUCCAUCGAGAUUUUACUUCUUCUCCAAUGGCACUUCUGACACAAUCACAGGGAGCAUACGAGUGUACAGCAGUGGAGAGAAAUGUAGGACACACCAGGCAUUCAUGCGGAAAGAUGUGCGAGACAUCCUCACUCCUGUUCAGGUUGAGGCCACUUAUCACCUUGGGCAUCAUGUGCUCACCAAACGAAACACAGAAGAGUUCCCGCCACUUCAGCCAAUCCUCCAGCAGAAGAAAGAAAAGGAUGUGAUUAGAAAAACGAUAAACUUUGCAAGAUUUUGUGCCCAUGAAAAUUGUUCUGCUGAUCUUCAAGUUUCUGCAAGAAUUGGAUUUUUGAAGCCAUAUGAAAAUAAAACCUAUCUUGCUGUUGGGAGCAUGAAGACCAUAAUGCUAAAUGUGUCUGUGUUCAAUGCUGGAGAUGAUGCUUAUGAAACAACCCUGAACAUCCAACUCCCCACAGGCCUAUAUUUCAUUAAAAUCUUAGAACUGGAAGAGAAACAAAUAAACUGUGAGGUGAAAGAGAGCUCUGGCAUGGUGAAACUUGCCUGCAGCCUUGGCUACAUAUAUGUGGAUCGUCUCUCAAGAGUAGAUAUUAGCUUUCUCCUGGAUGUGAGCUCACUCAGCCGGGCAGAUGAGGACCUCAGCAUCAUUGUGCAGGCCUCCUGUGAAAAUGAAGGAGAAAUGGACAAGGUGAAGGAUAACAAAGUGACAUUAGCAAUACCUCUAAGGUAUGAAGUUAUGCUGACUGUUCACGGGUUUGUGAACCCAACCUCAUUUGUGUAUGGAUCAAGUGAAGAGAAUGAGCCAGAAACAUGCCUGGCAGAGAAGCUGAACUUCACUUUCCACGUUAUAAACACUGGCAUUAGCAUGGCUCCAAACGUUAGUGUGGAAAUAAUGGUACCCAAUUCUUUUCUCCCUCAAACUGAUAAGCUCUUCAACGUUUUAGAUGUUCAGGCAACUACUGGGCAAUGCCAUUUUAAACACUAUGGAAGAGAGUGUGCAUCCGGACAGCAAAAUGGUGUAGCAGAGACCUUGACAGACAUACUCAAAUUCUUCUCAAAGACUGAUAAGAGACUCUUGUAUUGCAUGAAAGUCGAUCUACACUGUUUAAAUUUCUUAUGCAAUUUUGGGAAAAUGGAAAGUGGGAAAGAAGCCAGCGUUCACAUCCAGCUGGAAGGUCGGCCAUCCCUCUUGGAAAUGGAUGAGACUUCAUCACUCAAGUUUGAAAUAAAAGCAACAGCGUUUCCAGAGCCACACCCAAAAGUCAUUGAGCUAAAUAAGGAUGAGAACAUUGCCCAUGUUCUCUUGGAAGGGCUUCAUCACCAAAGACCCAAAUGGCAUUUCACCAUUGUGAUCAUUACCAGCAGCUUGCUGCUUGGACUUAUUGUACUUUUACUAAUUUCAUGUGUUAUGUGGAAGGCUGGGUUCUUUAAAAGGCAGUACAAAUCUAUUCUACAAGAAGAAAAUAGGAGAGACAGCUGGAGUUAUGUCAACAGCAAAAACAACGAUGAUUGAAGACUUUUAAAUUAAGAGAACUGAACAAAGACUCAGGUAGGUUAGGGAAAGAUCCUGUUCAUAAGACCCAGGAUAAUUUCUCUUUUUCCAUGUACUUGUGACAUACUAUGUCUUAAUGCAGGGAAUAAAUAUCUCCAAGAAAGAAAAUACAGAAAGGCUGCUUUCCAGCAGUCAAAUGGAUCAGUAGAGAAAAACACUAAAGCUCUUGACUUACUCAAGAGAAGUGAACUUCUGAAGAUGACUUGAAAGAAACUCCAGAUUAAGCCAGAUGGACUUAAAAGGAAUAGUCUUUCAAGGAGAUAUUGACUACACGUGCCCACGUCAGUGAAAUAAAUGCUACAUAAUGGGCACUUGUUGGUUUCAAAUACAUCUUUGAGACAUUUUCAAAGUAUGAUGAUGAUCUUUGAAGCCAUUUAGAGUUUUUCAAAAAGCUGGUUCCAGAUUUUCUAAUGGAUACAUCAUUUUACAACAGUGGAUUUGAAGAUUUUCAUUGGUGGCACAUCAUCAUUGGGCUGUGUCCCUAUGGCCCUUUUAUUCAGCAGAUACAAAUUUUUAAUGCCUGGUGAACAAUAUCGAUGCAGAGCAGGAUGGCUUCUGGACAAGUGUGGCUCCUGGACAAGCGGCCCCCUCUGGACUUGUUUUUGCAUGUAUAUACACUUUUCUAAAAGAGACAAUUAUCACUCUACUUUUUUCUUUUAUCAAGAGUGCCCAGGAAUAUUUUUUUCAAAAUUUUAUUUGUAAAACCAAUUCUUAAGAAUUUUAUCCUCAUAACAGAUUAUAAAUAUUGCACUUUAGCCUUUACAUGCUGAUAUAAUAUGAACUCAUUAGUGAUUUAAAACUGCAAAGAAAGAUUAGGGAACCAAUAUUUCAUAAAACAUUCACUAUUUCAAAUUAAGCAAACAUGAAUAUCUACUAGGAUGUUGUUGUUUUUCUUUUUCUGGUUAAGUAUAUAUAUUAACCAGGACUGUUAAAAAAAAAAAAAAAAAAAAAAAAAAAAAAAAAAAAAAAAAAAAAAAAAAAACAGUGUUAUACAUAUGGAGAAACAAGUUCAUAGACUGAACUGCAAGUCACCAAUGAAGCUUGUAUGCAGUAACAUAAUAAAUGUGACAUCAAAUUUC
This is a messenger RNA of Peromyscus leucopus (white-footed mouse), 4256 nucleotides long. RefSeq names its product integrin subunit alpha 4 (gene Itga4). The record is from RefSeq and is a predicted model, not a curated record. Gene Ontology annotation, molecular function: integrin binding. Gene Ontology annotation, cellular component: integrin complex; external side of plasma membrane. Gene Ontology annotation, biological process: cell-matrix adhesion; cell-cell adhesion; cell adhesion mediated by integrin. The transcript is spliced from 28 exons. The coding region runs from base 40 to 3138 and encodes 1032 amino acids. NCBI's taxonomy places the organism in Eukaryota, Metazoa, Chordata, Mammalia, Rodentia, Cricetidae.